This is a messenger RNA of Aspergillus tanneri, 987 nucleotides long. RefSeq lists its product as uncharacterized. Bases 1 to 987 code for a protein of 328 amino acids. The transcript is spliced from 4 exons. The record is from RefSeq and is a predicted model, not a curated record. Lineage: Eukaryota; Fungi; Ascomycota; Eurotiomycetes; Eurotiales; Aspergillaceae.
AUGGGGCCUUCAGUCGGCGACUUCAAGCUUGUCGGCCUGGCCGCAGGGUUCACACUAGGAUUUGGCUUUCUUACGGUCUGGAAUGCAAUAAAGCAGACUCGAAGGAUUGAGAAAGCAUACAAGAGCCCUUAUGUUAUUCUUAUCUGGAUGGAACUUAUGUCCAAUGUGACAAUUGGAGUACUGGGAUGGCUCGUGCUGGAAGGAAUUGUACCUGCAACUGCACCUGUACUAGCCGUUCUGCUACUUUGCUGGGCCCUUGAGAUUCAAUGUCUGAUGCAGAUUAUUAUCAAUCGGCUCUAUGUCGUGGUGGAUGUGAAGAAGAAAGCCACUCAAGUGAAAUGGGCGACUGCCGGUCUUAUAACAGCAAUUAAUAUUGCUGUUUUCUGUAUAUGGAUUCCUGCACAUAUGACACCUCCUGUAAAUCAUACUUAUGUCCUUAUUAAUCGAUACUGGGACCCACUUUCUAAAGGGCUGAUAUGCGUUGUGGACGCAUUUUUAAACGCCUGGUUCCUACAAGUUGUCCGUGUGCGGGUGAUUCAGCAGAAUGGAUUGAAGAAAUAUCGCCCGCUCGUCCGCUUUAACAUGCGAAUGAUGAUUGUUUCUGUGCUUAUGGAUGUACUCCUAAUCGGACUUAUGUUCCUCCCCAACCCAAUGGUCUACAUCCAAUUUCACCCGGUGACCUACGUGGUGAAACUUAAUAUCGAGAUGGGAAUGGCUUCCCUGAUCCGCAAGAUCGCAAGGGAAAGUAACAUCGACGAGAUUCAUGAGGCAUCAAUGAAUCUGCCGAGCCGAUUCCAUCCACAAAAUCACUACACAGAGUGCGAUGAUGUGGAAAGAGAGAGCGAGCAUGUAGGGCACAUACAGUUCGAAGAGCUACCCCAUCAAGGGUUUGAGCCCGAUGACAUGAAAAUUCUGAAAACAACCAGUGUCCGCGUUGUAACAAGCCCAAGGCCCAAUAUCCAUGGAAGACCGAAUCAUAUGAUUUAG